Insectozyma verbasci is the source of this 1821-nucleotide messenger RNA. Lineage: Eukaryota; Fungi; Ascomycota; Pichiomycetes; Serinales; Debaryomycetaceae. The record is from the annotation of a GenBank genome assembly.
AUGAUACGCAAUUAUUUAAAUUUACCAGAACAAUUAUCACAAAUUUAUUUAAAUAAAUAUACUGUAUUUCUUAUAUUAAUAUUAAUUAAAGUUAUUUUAUUUAAGAAAUCAUUAAUUACUGUGAUUGAAAGUUCAAUUAUUGAUGAAUCAACAUGUGAUACUACUAGUAAAGAAAUGCAACCAAUAUUAAAUUCAGUUCAUGAUUUGAUAAUGGAUAGUUUAUAUAAAUUACAAAAUUCAGGUUUAAUGUCUAUUUUAUUAUUACUCAGUGUUAUUAAACAUAUGAUUAUUUUUUUUAUUGAUUUAUUUUUUGGUACUUAUAUUUGUUUACUUAAUGCUUUAAUUAAAGGAACUAGUGAAUUCGCAUUCAAUGCUGGUGAAACAAUCAUCAAAGGAGUUAAUGAGACCGUGGUUGAAGUUACUAAUGACAUCGAAGAUGGUUUGAAAGGAUUAUCUCAAUUUAUAAAUGAUUUAAUAACUGGUUUUAAUUCAAUUAAAUCAUUUUUCACAGGAAAUACACCAGUUGAUACUUCUGCACAAUAUAAAGAUAAAAUUAAUUUAUCAUUAGGUACACUUAAAAAUAAGAUAAUGAUUCCAGGAACAGUUAUUGAUGAAAUUGAAUCAGUUAAAAAAUCAAAUCUUGGAGGUUUAGGAGAUUUAAAUAAUGAUACGCAAAUUCUUAUUUCAAAACCAUUUGAUUUAAUUUCGAAAGCUUUGGAAGCUAAACAACCAAUUGAAAAUAAAACUGCAAUAUUACCUUUAAAUGUCAAACAAAUUUGUAUGAAUAAUUUAGAUAAUUUACAAGAUGUUCAAUCUGAUUUAGUUGAAUUGGUCGAAUUUAUUGGGAAAUGUAUUAUGAUUGGGUUAUUAAUUGUUGCUUUUGGUGCUAUUUUUUAUGAGUUUUAUAUUGAAUGGAGAACAUGGAAACGUGAAGAUCAAUUUAUAAAUGAAGAUAGUGAUAUUAAUAAUGAAAUUGAAUUUAGAAAUGAAUCAAACAUAUAUGAUAAUUUUAUAUUAUAUACAUUAAUUAAAAGAUUUGGAAUUAAUAUACCACUGAGAUGGAUAUGGUUAAUUUCAUAUUUGACUACUAAAUUCACGAGGAAUAUUUUAUUCUUUGGAAUCAUGGGUAUUUUAUCUGUUGUUUUACAAUUUAUAUUAUUACAUUAUACAAAACAAGGACUAUCUAAAGCUAUGAAUAUAGUGACUACAAAUUUUAAUGAUUCUCAAUCAUCACCAAGACAAUAUAUUAGAUCAAUGAAUAAUUAUAUUAAUGCCACUGCUAUUGAAGUUAAUGAUGAAUUGUUUGGUAAUAUAAGAGAAACUUCAAAUUCAUUGAAUUCCACAAUUUCAACUUUUUUAGAUAAUUUAAAUACUGCAGUUGAUGAUAUUUUUGGAAAAACGCCAUUAUCUGGUCCCAUCAAUACUAUAGUUUAUUGUACAAUCGGUAGGAAAUUGUUAAAUAUUGAACAUGGGUUAACUUGGAUAAACAAUAAUUUAAAAAUUGAAAUUCCAUUAGUUUCAAAAGAUAUACAGAAUUCGUUAUAUGAUAUUGAAUUUGUACGACCAAAAAACGUAUUAGCUAAACUUGAAUCAUUAAUUGAUAAUUAUAAAGAUGCAGUCUUUUUAGAAUUAUGGAUUAGUUUAAUAUUCAUUGCUUUAUGGAUUUUACAAGGAUUUAUAGGAUUAUUAAUCCUAGCUUUUGUUGAAUGGAAAGAAUAUCAAGGAACAUUAGAUAUUAGUAAUCCUAAACAGUUAACAGAUAAAGAGAGAGCAGAUUAUGGUAUGCCUCUAUCUAAUCCAUUCCCGUAUUAUCAUAAUUAA